AUGAGAGUCCGAUCUUGUUCCGGAUUCUAUACAUUAAACAUGGAUGAAAUAAGCACAUUAGCGUAUGAAGGCAACAUUGAUAUUCUUAAAAUUAAAUUACGAGAAGACCAUAGCAAGGCAAUAAAGAAAGAUGUGAGCCAGAGAAUGCCACUUCAUUGGGCAGCAUCUGGUGGCCACAAUGAGAUAGUGGAACUGCUGUUAUCAAUGGAUGUGCCAGUUGAUGCCAGAGAUGAGGCCAUGUGGACUCCUAUGAUGAUUGCUGCCUCUGCUGGCAGAGAGCAGAUUGUGCGUGACCUUGUGUCACGGGGAGCACAGGUGAAUGCUGUUAACCAGACUGGUCAAUGUGCCCUGCAUUACGCUGCUUCCAAGGACAGAUAUCAGAUAGCAGAGUUACUGUUAGAGAAUGGAGGUGCAUUAGACAUUGGUGACCUGUAUGAGAACACGCCCCUUCAUCGUGCCGCAUCCAAGGGCCAUGUGAAGAUAACCAAGCUACUCCUGCAGUACCGACCUGACGUCAACUAUAAGGACUCCAGUGGCAACACACCAUUACAUGUGGCAUGUGAAGAAGAGAGGUCGGAGGUUGCCAGGCUGCUCAUACAACAUGGCGCAUAUGUCACCAUCAUGAACAAGGAAGAACAGACUCCCCUUGACCUAGCCCCGCCCAACCUGAGACGCACCCUGAAGAAACUGAGUGAAGACAUCCACAUUGUUCCUAAUGACCGGUGACAUGAAAGCACUUGACUGGUGACAAAAGAAGCGCAGGACACUCAUUUUAUUCCCAUUUGCAAUGGCUUGUGUCCACUCUACUGGACAUUAUUAGGCCACAUAAAUACAUUUUAAUGGUCAUCAGACAUGGUCAAUCUGGAUCUUGUUGGGUCAUUUAUAGUAUAUUGUAUUAAUACUGCAAUCUGUUGAAUGUGGUAUUGGUGGCAGUGUUUUGACCAUAAUUCCAAACUCGUUCAAGAUAUUCAAAUGAACCUUUGUACACAUGUUUCCAGUGACACGCACAUGGCAAGGCCCAUUACUCUGUCUUCAAUAGCUGUUGAGUUAGGCCCUUUGUAAAAACAUUACUAAAAAUAGUAGAAAGUACUUCGUAUAAAAUUGGAUAUGAACACAAUAUGUCCAAAUGUUAUCCAUCCGUUCCUAUACAUUUACUGGUUUUAGUGUAACCUUAUUCCGUCUUGUGUUUUCUUGGAAUGGAGGUCAUUAGCUGGGAAUUGUUUAUUCAUGUCAGCGUUAAGUUAGUAUUUGUUUGUAUAUUGCUGUUGAUGAAUCUGUGUGCAGUUUGCAUGUAAACAUGUUUGUCUCUGCAUGUAAAAUGACAAAAUUAAAACAUUUCACAGGC
Mya arenaria is the source of this 1345-nucleotide messenger RNA. Its product is annotated as 26S proteasome non-ATPase regulatory subunit 10-like. Lineage: Eukaryota; Metazoa; Mollusca; Bivalvia; Myida; Myidae. The coding region runs from base 1 to 726 and encodes 241 amino acids. Gene Ontology annotation, molecular function: protein binding. The record is from RefSeq and is a predicted model, not a curated record. The transcript has 6 exons.